AUGGAGCGGAUGGAGUCGAUGGAGCCGAUCUCGGCGCACUACACCACGGCUUACCCGGAGAUUCAGCCCGACUACGGAUCCACGGAGACCACCGAGAGCCAAGCGAAGACCUCCUCACCUCCGAUAUAUGACGAGGAGUUGGUGCAUAAGACGAUCCUGGUGGGGGACAGUGGUGUGGGGAAGACGUCUCUGCUGGUGCAGUUUGAUCAGGGCAAGUUCAUCCCUGGUUCCUUCUCUGCUACAGUGGGCAUUGGAUUCACGAACAAAGUUGUACCUGUUGACAACGUGAAGAUCAAACUACAGAUUUGGGACACAGCGGGGCAGGAAAGGUUUAGAAGUGUGACACAUGCGUAUUACAGAGAUGCACAUGCUUUGCUCCUUUUGUAUGACAUCACCAGCAAGUCAUCCUUUGACAACAUUAGGGCAUGGCUAACAGAGAUCCACGAGUAUGCACAGAGUGAUGUAGUCAUCAUGUUGCUGGGCAACAAGGCUGACAUGAGCAGUGGCCGAGCAAUCAGGAGAGAUCAAGGAGAGAGGCUGGCCAGAGAGUAUUCGGUUCCUUUCAUGGAGACGAGCGCCAAAACAGGAGUCAACGUACAGCUGGCCUUCACCGCCGUGGCCAAGGAACUGAAGCACCGAGCUGUCCAGCACCCCAACAAACCCAAGUUCCAGAUUCAUGAAUACAUCGAAGCACAAAGGGAGAAGUCCGGCUGCUGCAGCUACUUCUGA
Messenger RNA from Stegastes partitus (bicolor damselfish), 729 nucleotides. RefSeq names its product ras-related protein Rab-37-like. The transcript is spliced from 9 exons. Bases 1 to 729 code for a protein of 242 amino acids. NCBI's taxonomy places the organism in Eukaryota, Metazoa, Chordata, Actinopteri, Pomacentridae. The record is from RefSeq and is a predicted model, not a curated record. Gene Ontology annotation, molecular function: GTP binding; GTPase activity.